AUGUAUACUAAUAAUUUAAAUUUCAAUGUGGAAUUUGAAGAUAAAUUUGAUAAUGAAAGUUUAUUAGGUAGAAGUAUUUUUAAUAAAAAUCGUAGUUUACGUCAACCUAAACGUAAGAAUAAUUCAAUGUUUGAUGAUCAACUUUUUAAACAAGCAUUUAAUGCUCCUUUUUUUCAAAGGACUACAUCAUCAUUUGUUAGAGAUGCAAUACCAAAAGAAUUCAUGAAUACAGGUCUUGAUAGAUUAUUUCCCCUGACAUCUGGACAUGACAAUUCAUUUAUUAAUUCAUUUAGGCAUGAACAUAGACCAAUCCGUGAAACACAAUCAUUUAGAAUACCAUCUAUGAAUGAUAGUGAUGAGGAACAUUUUUUUCGCCAAAGAAAUUCUAGUACAUCAUCAAAUGGUAUCGUAAGACAUAUUCCUAUUCGUUUUGCUGAUGAUCAAAAUAAUAUAUCAUGGGAAAGAAAUUUUAAUGAUCAUAAUAAUAUAAAUGAUUAUGUACAUUUUGAAAAUAAUGUAUCACAAAAAAAUAAUCUAAAUAAAAGGAAUAAUUUCAGAGAAAGUACUCCACAACCACGUGUAUCUUUUGAUAAUUCAUAUUCAAUACCAUCAGCAAUCCGUCGAACCAAAAGUUCUGGCCAAGUAUCACCACCACCAUUUGGACGGUGGAAUGAUUUUUUAGAGAACGAUUCUGUACAAAUGAUUGAUAAUAAAAAAGAUAUUAAUUCUCACAAUGUCAAUAAACCAUUAAUUCCACCAAAAUCAACACUUUCAUCUAAAAAUAAUUUUUCUUCCAAUAAUAUUGAUCAAAAUGAGAAGGUAAAUGAAACAUUUAAUGAAGAAAAAAAUAAAAUUUUAUAUGAAGAUAGUGUUGGAGAAAAUAAUAUUACUAAUAAUGAUAGUAGAAAUGAGAUACCUGUCAGUGAAAAUUUAUAUACACCUUUUAUAAAAAAACCAUAUAGAAAAGUUGAGAAUGACAAUUCAAUUGAUGAAGCAAUAAGAAGUUUGGAGAUGCUUGAAAUUAAUCCAUUGAGAUACUCAUCUUUUGACAAUAACAAAAACAAAAAUAUUCCUCAACAAGACACCUCAAGUCUAGAUUCACCCUCAUCAAGUGGAAUUGUUGGUGAUUUAUCUGAUGAGGAAAAAAAACGUUCCUCUAUAACUUCAAAAUAUCAAAUAUUAUCUAGACCAAAUGAUAUAUUAGGUGAAAAUUAUAAUAGAGAAUCAUUUUAUGAGGAAAUUCCAUCUACAUUCCAUAAACCAGUGACCUCUAAAAUGGCUGGUUUAGGAGAUCAAACAAGAAUAGUAGUUCCAAUGGAAAAUGGAAAUACUUUAACAAUUCCUUUAACAACAAACAAUGGAAUUUAUACAAAAAACAACCAAUUAUCAGAAAAUCAUAUAAAUUCAUCAAAUUACUUACAUUAUUCACCUCCAUUAUCAAGUUAUUUAAAUAUUGAUAGACACCUUAAAAACAAACGGGUUCUGGUUGAUGAGAUGGAAAAUAAUUUGUCACUCUUAAAAAAAUCUGCCCAAACUAUAUUAGAAAUAAGUAAUUCAUUGAAAUGGAGAUUAAUAAACAAUUUACAAAAUAAUAUAGAUAAAAUUAAGGAUAAUGUUAAUAAGACAACAGUGACAUUAAAUCAAAUAUCAAUAUUAUUUUGUCAGAUUCAUCCUCAAUCAGGAACAGAUAAGAAGGAAGAACAUAAUGAGAUUGUAGAAUUUUUAAAUGAAAAAAUAAAAUUAAUUAUUAAUAUUAAAAAUGAAUUAGAAAAAAAUAAUUAUAAUGUUAAUAUAUUGGCGAGAAAAAAUUCUUUUGGAACAUCAAAUGAUUGUUUAGAUCAAUAUGUUGGAUUAAUGAAACAUCUUCCUUCAGAUAUUUUAAAAAUGAUUGAAUGGAUUGGUACAUUACCUACGGAUGGAAGUAUUAAAUAUUCUGAUGAAGAAUAUAGAAAUAGUAAUUUUAAUAAAUCAAAUAAUACUUUUACAUCAGAAUCAUCUAUCUUUAAAAAUACUUUUAAUAGUAAUAAUAAUAAUGAUAUAUAUAAGCAUCCAAUUACAUUAACAUAUAAACAAACUAAUUUAAAUGAAAGACCAUCAAAUCCCAAUAAAGAAGCAAAUAAUAAUAAUAAUGAUAAUUCAAAAACAAUAGUUGAAGAAGAUGAUUUAGAAAGUGUAUUAAGUGAAACAAAUAGCCUUCAUAAUGAUUAUGCUUUGGUAAAUAAUCAUAAACCAUAUGCAUCUUUAUCACAAGAAAAUAAAAAUGAAAUAAUAUCAUCAAUCAAAUCAAUUUCAUUAUCUGAUAAAGAAAUAUUAUCAGAAUAUGGACCACAAUAUGAUAUUCAUGUUAAACAGUUAUCCUCUGCUAUUGAAACAUUUUUAACAGUUAUUGAAAAUAAUUUACCACCAAUGGAAUUUGUCCAACAAGGAAAAAUUAUAAUACUUGAAGCUCAUAAAUUAGUUUAUAUUGGUGAUUCAAUAGCUAAAAAUUUGUCGGAUAUUGUACUAAAAAAUGCAUUACAAAAAAUGGCAGAUAAAUUAUGUGAUAAUUUAAAAAUUUGUGUUCAAUAUAUGAAAAUUGCAGCCGAUGAGUAUCCAUCACUUCAACCAUUAUCUGAUAUGGUUAAUCAGGUUGUUGCUGUAUCUAAUUCUUCCUGUGAUAUGAAAAUUUUAAUAAAUAGUUGUUUAUAA
Molecule: messenger RNA, 2688 nt
Organism: Strongyloides ratti
Lineage: Eukaryota; Metazoa; Nematoda; Chromadorea; Rhabditida; Strongyloididae
Product: Serine rich protein interaction domain and CAS family, DUF3513 domain-containing protein
Exons: 5
Coding region: 1-2688 (895 amino acids)
Biological process (GO): cell surface receptor protein tyrosine kinase signaling pathway; cell migration
Cellular component (GO): plasma membrane; cytoplasm
Source: RefSeq, a predicted model, not a curated record